UGUUUGAUGUAUGAUGGAGAAACUACAAAGAUAAAUGCCCCUCCGAUCGCCUGCUGUUUUGCAUGCCAGGAUGGAAUUCUCAGUUGAAAAUUCCCAUAUUGUAUCUGUUUAAUGAUGUUACAGUCUGUCACAAAACAGAUUUGCCAAAUAGUCGAAGGAACUUUAUAAACGAUGAUAUAUGACACCUUUUACAGGAACGCCAUCUCGGAGAACAGAACCCGCACCUCGUCCAAAACCAAGAGGAACACACCCACGGAGAACAGAAACUUCCCCUUCCACCGGACGGAGAGGACAACAGCCACAGAAAGUCGAAAACAUCCCUCGUCCCGCAGAAAGAGGAAAACAGCCGAGCAGAAAAGAAACUCCUGAAGCCAACAACCAGAUAGGAAAACAUUCUAAGAAGAAACCACAAGCAUCAGCAUUUGACGAAUCCGAUCAGAAAGGAGAAGAUAUUUUUACACCAGAAGAUGAGGGUGUCUCGGAACAAGUGAACAAAGCAGACAAACAACCAUCCCCAUCAAAUGCAGAGAAGAAAUCACUUAAAAGUGAAGAUGCAGGUAGCAAAACAGCAGAUAAAGUGUCUGAACCUUCCCUGGAAUCCAAGGACAAAAAAGAUGUUGCCUCUGGUCAAAAAUAUAAGCUAAAAGAAAUUAAAGAUGACAUGUACAACCUGAAGUCCAUGAAAAUGAAUGUGGCAGAAUUUGAGGCUCUUGAUUUGUAUGCUUGCAAGGUUCCACCAAUGGGUUCUGUGGAGGCCCUGGUACAGAAUUUGUUGCAGUAUGCAAGCACGGAUCUGGAGAAAAUUCGAGCAAUGUGGAUGUGGAUCUGUUGUCAUAUUGAGUAUGAUGUGAAGGGAUAUCACAACAAGGACCAUUUGCAUUCUGAUGCCAUCGAUGUUCUGAAGUCUGGAAAAGCAGUGUGUGCUGGGUACUCGGGACUCUUCUGUGAAAUGUGCAGUUUUGCAGAUAUACAGUGUACUGAAAUCGCAGGAUACUCCAAAGGAUAUAAUUACGAAGUUGGGAAGAAGUUCAAAGGUGAUUCAGACCAUGCCUGGAAUGCCGUGUUUCUGGACGGGAAGUGGCACCUUCUGGACAGUACCUGGGGAUCAGGCCACGUGAAUGAGACCUGCUCUAAGUUCACCCGCAAGUAUGUUGAGUUUUAUUUCUUCACACAUCCGACACUCUUCAUCAAUAAUCAUUUCCCUAUGGAGGAAAAGUGGCAGCUGAUUUCCCCGAGGAUUUCCCUCAAGAUAUUUGAAAACAUGGUGUUCAGGACAGGAGAUUUCUUUGAAAUGGGUCUGAAGUACAUCCACCCAGACGUGCAGGUGAUAUCCACAGUGAAUGGAAGAGUUAUCAUCAACAUAGAGGGCCAUUCCCCAACUUUGUUCAUGUACAAUCUCGACGACAGGAAGGACUGCGCUAUCAUCAUCUUGACCAAGUACGGAAUGAAGCUGGAGGUUCUGCCGCAGAAGACGGGGAACCACAAGUUAAAAAUCUAUGCAAAACUCUGGGAUUCGGAAGAGGAGACGUAUUCCUUUAUUUGCGCCUAUCUAGUCAGAUGCGAUUUGAUUGAUGAAAAUUUCAAGCUGCCAAAGUCGUUUCAUAACCCCAUGGGUCCCAGCUGGCUUACAGAGACCAAGGGGCUUCUGCAGCCGUCUCACCCUGAGCCCCUGAUUUACUGUGAGGACGGCAGGUGUGCGAUCAGGUUCAUGGUGAACGUGGAGCUGAGCUUCGCCAGCAAGCUGUCCUGCGAUGACGUCCGGCUGUCAGACGAGGACAUGAAGAGCCACGUCUUCAAGACUCAGUUCGGCAACUGGGUGGAGUUUAAGAUCCAGCUCCCUCAGUCGGGCCUCUAUGUCUUUGCGAUCUUCGGGAAGGAGAAGACCAGCCGCAGCCCCACCCACGACCACAUUUGCGAAUACCUGAUCUCCUGCACCAACAAGAAUGUCCACUUGUCCAGCUUCCCCAAGAUCUUCAGCUCCUGGACAGACGGCUGUGAGCUGGUGGAGCCUCUCUCCGGCACACUGCCCCCUCACCAGCUGAUCAAAUUCAAGCUUAAGAUCCCCCAUGUGAGGAAUGUGCAGGUGUAUGGUAAAGUAGCGUGUCCACUCAACAUGACCAAGGAGGGCUACUGGGAGGGCAUUUGCAACACGGAAGAUAACAAGCACCUCAAUGUUGGCGUCUCGGAUAAAAUGUUUGACAGCAAGUUUACAUUUGCCCUUCAGUAUGAAGUGGGAGUUAUAAAAUAAUCUGACCCCGUAUUACAACCUGCCAUGGAUAACAAAAGCGAAGCUGAGCGGAAUUAAAACCAAAAAAACACAUGUAAUUCAUCUCAAAAUCUGUUUUAUGGUAAUGAAUAUGUUUUAUGCAGUGGGCUUCCCUUGACUGAGGCUUCACAAGGUGAUCAAGUUAAAACUCUUCAUUUAAUACCCGGAUCUCACAGGAUGUUCAAUGAAGGAAGAAUUAGAAAUUGAAUUUGCCUUUUAUGUCUUGAGCAUGUCCAAAGACAUGUCCAAAGAGCGAAUAAAUUACUUUUGACAUGUUUUUAAUGCCGUACUGUGGGGAACCGUAAUGAACUGUGCCGUUUCAUUAAAGUGUGGCGCUUGGCUUAGUGUUCAGAGUGCUACAUGAGGAAAUACUGAGCCGGUGUCCAAUGAGGGGGCAUCAUAAGCAGGUAGAGGUCCGGGCCAUACAGGGGGCCUGGACCAGAGUGAACGUGGGCUGUCAGAUUGAAGGAGACGAGAGCUGAGAGGAGCGAGGCCACAGAGUGGACUGGGCCGCGAUCUGACAGCGCAGGGACUGUGUGAACACGAAGGGCCGUCAGGGGGGGAAACAGGAGAGCGAUGCACGAUGGGGGGUGGAGAGAGACACUGAGGGGAUCAGAAGAACAGGAGGGUGAGUGAGGACGAUGGGGCAACAGGAAAGUUGACGCAAGAGGGACGGUGAGGGAGAGGGAUAGUACACUGGACAGUCAGCUCGGGCCAGCAGGGGUUGAGCUUUGUUGACAUAGAGAACACAAUGAAACCUCAAUCGAGAGAACUGGAGUAGAAAUGUGGAGGCAGGGAUAUUAUGGAAGGGCAACGCUGG
Molecule: messenger RNA, 3086 nt
Organism: Amblyraja radiata (thorny skate)
Lineage: Eukaryota; Metazoa; Chordata; Chondrichthyes; Rajiformes; Rajidae
Gene: ky
Product: kyphoscoliosis peptidase
Exons: 15
Coding region: 179-2248 (689 amino acids)
Biological process (GO): muscle organ development; neuromuscular junction development
Cellular component (GO): cytoplasm
Source: RefSeq, a predicted model, not a curated record